Messenger RNA from Clonostachys solani, 1551 nucleotides. Lineage: Eukaryota; Fungi; Ascomycota; Sordariomycetes; Hypocreales; Bionectriaceae. The record is from the annotation of a GenBank genome assembly.
AUGGUCUCCCUAUUCGCAGAUUUGGUCACGCCAAACGGAAUAAGCUACCAGCAGCCGCUCGGUCUCUUCAUCAACAAUCAAUUUGUCGCAUCCAAAUCUGGCGAGACGUUUGCGACCAUCGACCCUGCAACCGAACGGGAAAUCGCCCGCGUACACUCGGCCGGUGCCGGCGACGUCGAAGAUGCGGUGCGCGCCGCUCGUCAGGCUUUUGAGGAGGUCUGGUCUGAGGUCUCCAGCCAGGAGAGAGGCCGGAUACUGUGCAAGCUGGCCGACCUGAUAGAAGAGAAUGCCGAUGUCCUUGCAGCGAUCGAGUCUUGGGAUAAUGCUAUCCGAGAAGAUAUUCCCGAGGUGGUUGACACGCUGCGAUACUACGCAGGCUGGGUGGACAAAAGAUACGGACAAGAAGCUCGAGUGACUGACCUUGUUAUGCGACGCCAAGUGAUUCCUACAAAAGGGACACAACUCAACUAUACUGUGCCUGAGCCACUCGGUGUCUGCGGGCAAAUCAUUCCAUGGAACUACCCAAUCGUCAUGGCCUCGUGGAAGCUGGCCCCAGCUCUCGCUGCCGGCAAUACGGUUGUACUCAAGGUAUCGGAACAAACCCCCCUGUCGGCGCUGUUCCUCGCUAGUCUGAUUGCCUCUGCCGGCUUCCCACCUGGAGUUGUCAACAUAAUCAACGGAUAUGGAGCCGUCGCGGGUUCUGCCCUUGCGUCCCACCACGACGUAGACAAGAUUGCCUUUACUGGUUCUACCCAGACGGGCAAGGAGAUUAUGAAGCAGGCGGCAAACAACCUGAAGAGCGUGACGUUGGAGACUGGGGGCAAAUCGCCCUUGAUCAUCUUCAACGACGCCGACUUGGAUGCGGCCGUUGCAGCCGCCUAUCCCGGCAUCAUGGCCAAUGCUGGGCAGAAUUGCACAGCGAAUAGCCGCUUGCUGGUACAAAGGGACGCAUACGACCGCUUCCUGAAGCUCUUUAUAGCGAAAGCAGUUGCAGACGCCAACGUCGGGGACCCCUUCGCAGAGGAUACCUUUCAAGGCCCCCAGAUUACGCAGACGCAAUUUGACCGCAUCCUCUCGUACGUACAGUCUGGCAAGCAAGAGGGUGCUCAGCUUGUGCACGGGGGCAAAGCGCACAAGAAUCUAAACGGUAAGGGCUUCUUUCUCGAACCCACAAUCUUUACGGGCGUGACACCUCGGAUGCGCAUCUAUCGUGAAGAGAUCUUUGGCCCAUUUGUCGUUGUCCUGCCGUUCGAAUCCGAGUCGGAAGCCGUCCAAAUGGCCAACGACACCGAGUUUGGGCUGGCAGCGGCAGUCUUCACCAGGGACAUAACCCGAGCGCAUCGAAUCACGCGCAAGCUCAAGGCCGGCACCGUCUGGAUCAACGAUAGUCAGACGGUCGACCCUCGCAUACCUUUCGGUGGCUUCAAGCAGUCGGGUAUUGGUCAGGAGCAGGGAGAGGCCGGCAUCAAGGCGUACACAAACUACAAGACAGUGGUUGUCAACUUGUCUGCUAAUACUCAUAGUCCUGCCUCUCCAGGGCCAAAGCUAUAG